Molecule: messenger RNA, 282 nt
Organism: Caenorhabditis briggsae
Lineage: Eukaryota; Metazoa; Nematoda; Chromadorea; Rhabditida; Rhabditidae
Exons: 2
Coding region: 1-282 (93 amino acids)
Source: RefSeq, a predicted model, not a curated record
AUGAAAAGAAGAAAACAAAAGAUCGAGAAUCAAUUGGUUACUGUAGAAAAAAAGACGAUGUCUGGAAAACAACACUGUAUUUUUUGUGAUUCACGUUUUGAGCCGUUUUUUCUGACCAACGUCAUCAUUAUUCCCCGAUGGGACCUCCCUUCCCUAAAAUUGAAUUUUAUUACCAAGCUGGACGUGUCGUUGACAGACAAUCCGGCUGAAACGAUUGAAUUAAAAGAAUCGAGAAAGAAGAACGAUUCGAGGAAAAAAGAAGAAGAAUCAUGGAAUUUCUAG